CACUUCGCUGUGAAGAUGGCGUCGGGCAGCGGGACAAAAAACUUGGACUUUCGCCGAAAGUGGGACAAAGAUGAAUACGAGAAACUCGCGGAGAAGAGACUCACAGAAGAGAGAGAAAAGAAGGAUGGAAAACCAGUGCAGCCCGUCAAGCGGGAGCUUCUUCGGCACAGAGACUACAAGGUGGACUUGGAGUCCAAGCUUGGGAAGACAAUCGUCAUUACCAAGACAACCCCACAGUCUGAAAUGGGAGGCUACUACUGCAAUGUCUGUGACUGUGUGGUGAAGGACUCCAUCAACUUCCUGGACCACAUUAAUGGAAAGAAACAUCAACGAAACCUGGGUAUGUCUAUGCGUGUGGAACGCUCCACUCUGGAUCAGGUAAAGAAACGUUUUGAGGUCAACAAGAAGAAGAUGGAAGAGAAGCAGAAAGAUUAUGAUUUUGAGGAAAGGAUGAAGGAACUCAGAGAAGAGGAGGAAAAGGCUAAAGCAUACAAGAAGGAGAAGCAGAAGGAGAAGAAAAGGAGGGCCGAGGAGGACUUGACAUUUGAGGAGGAUGGCGAGAUGGCGGCUGUGAUGGGCUUCUCUGGCUUUGGCUCCGCCAAGAAGAGCUACUGAGGCGUUCUCUUGGGCCUAACUUUGGCCUGUACUGGACCUAACUUUGAGUGUGUGUUGAGGUGGGGUGGGGUGUCAUUUCUUUUUUGGGUACUGGAGAAAGUCCUUAAGAGUGUUAAUGGGCAGGGGUGGAGGGUGGGUUUUUGUGGUUUCCCUCUACGUUGGGAAGAGGGCACAGGAUGUAGAGGUGAUGCUGUGGCAGAUUCUGUCAGCCACAGUAUAUUACUGGAGUCACAGAACCUCUGCCCAUCUGUGUUCCCAAUAAAGAAAGACCUCCCUCUUUGAGGCUGCUUUCCCCAAAUUCCCCUGCAUCUUUCCCUCUUCAUCUGUCCAACCUCUUGUCUGAACAUCCUCCCUUUUCCUGUGUUCUGCUUUUGUUUUAAUCUUUAAUCUUCUUCUGCCUGCAACAGAAGGGUUGUCUGGCAUAGCCUUGGCCAGCUCCUCCUCCCAUCCUGCCCAGCGGUUCUCUAGCCACCUGUGCAUGCCUGUGACUUCUGCCUGGGUCAACGUGUGUGUGGGUAUGUGUGCAUGAUAUGUCUGAGCUAGAAUCUCAGAGCAUUGCUGCCCUGGGGCCUAAUGUUCUUGGUUUCCUCGGUGCAUGUAACAGGAAAUUAAAUGGAUGAGUGUUUGGUGUGGCUUGUGUCUGGUGAGUUUUUAACCUUGUUUCUUCUGUUUCACUUCACUGAGGAUUUCUCUUUUUGUCUUCCUCGGGAACAGGUUCUUGGAAGAACCUGUUUGAUGCAAAAAAGAAUGAAAACAACAAGACAAAAGAACCCUAAAACCAAACAAACUCUGGGAGACCUUGGUUCUCAGACACUGUUCAACGUGUACAAUAAAUGACACUGACUGGGCCUGUUUCA
Molecule: messenger RNA, 1472 nt
Organism: Peromyscus californicus insignis
Lineage: Eukaryota; Metazoa; Chordata; Mammalia; Rodentia; Cricetidae
Gene: Zmat2
Product: zinc finger matrin-type 2
Exons: 6
Coding region: 16-615 (199 amino acids)
Biological process (GO): mRNA splicing, via spliceosome
Cellular component (GO): spliceosomal complex; U4/U6 x U5 tri-snRNP complex
Molecular function (GO): nucleic acid binding; zinc ion binding
Source: RefSeq, a predicted model, not a curated record